This is a messenger RNA of Hyaena hyaena (striped hyena), 2096 nucleotides long. RefSeq names its product nuclear RNA export factor 2-like. Gene Ontology annotation, biological process: poly(A)+ mRNA export from nucleus. Bases 39 to 1886 code for a protein of 615 amino acids. Gene Ontology annotation, molecular function: RNA binding; protein binding. Gene Ontology annotation, cellular component: cytoplasm; nucleus. NCBI's taxonomy places the organism in Eukaryota, Metazoa, Chordata, Mammalia, Carnivora, Hyaenidae. The record is from RefSeq and is a predicted model, not a curated record. The transcript has 21 exons.
UUCUGGCAGAACGACGGCAAGACAGGGAUCGUGCUGAGAUGCAAACCUUCAAACCCAAUGAUGGUGGUAGUUCACAUCAAGGAAGAAAGAGGGUUUGGAGUUCUUUCCUAGGUAAUUUUGGCAAGAGGAGCCCUCAUUAUGAACGUGAUGGAUAUGAGCCUCAGCUUUCACACCUCCAGGAGGAUGAUGGAAAUGUGAUGAUGAGGGAUAUCCAGGAGUACACCCAAGUAAGACACAUUCCCUAUAGCACCCGACGCAACAAGAGGAGAGCAAAAUGGAAUAAUGAAGGCCAUAUCCAUAUUACUGUCUGGAAAGAUAGAGAACCUCUGAAGAGAGAAAUGGGGAAGAACACACAAGAUGGAACCCCAGGGAGCUGGUUCAAGAUCACCAUUCCCUGUGGGGGAAAGUAUGACAAGACAUGGCUAGUGAAUUCAAUCCAGAACCAUUGCAGUGUCCCCUUCACUCCAGUGGAUUUUCACUACGUGAAAAACCAGGCUCGGUUCUUUGUCCAGGAUGCUGGCAUUGCCUCUGCGUUGAAAGAUGUCAGCUACAAGAUCUGUGAUGAGGAGAACCAAAAGAUAUCGAUCUUUGUCAAUCCCUCUAAUGUACCGUACUCUGUGCGGUAUAAGUUGGAGCCAGAAGAAAUGGAGCAGCUAAAGCUGACCAUGAACAAACGCUAUGAUGUCUUCCAGCAAGCUCUUGACCUCCAGAGGCUCCGCUUUGACCCAGACUUGGUGGACCAUGAUAUUGAUAUAAUCCUGAAUCGAAGAAACUGCAUGGCUGCCACCCUGCAGAUCAUUGAAGAGAAUUUCCGUGAGCUGUUGUCCUUGAACUUGAGCAACAACAAACUGUAUGGGCUGGAUGGCCUGUCUGACAUUAUACAGAUGGUACCCACAGUCAAGAUCCUGAACCUCUCCAACAACGAGCUGAACUUGGUGUGGGAGUUAAACAAGAUAAAAGGGCUGAAUCUUGAAGAGCUUUGGCUAGAAGGGAACCCAUUGUGCGACACCUUCCCAGACCAGUCCACCUACAUAAGUGCCAUCAAGGAUUGUUUUCCUAAGUUGUUACGUCUGGAUGGACAGGAGUUAUCCCCACCAGUUACCGUUGAUAUUGACACACCCUACUUAAUAAAGCCCUGCAAGGAAAGCUACAAAGGAUCUGAGACACUGAAGAGUCUAGUCUUGCAAUUCCUGCAGGAGUACUACUUGACCUACGACUCUGGAGACCGCCAGGGUCUUCUCGGUGCUUACCAUCAUGAGGCCUGCUUCUCCCUGACCAUUCCCUUCAACCCCGAGGACCUAGCCCCAAGCAGCUUGUGUGAGUACUCCAAGGAAAGCAGGAAUAUGAAGAAGCUCAAGGACCCCUACCUGUGGGUUCAGCUGCUGAAGCACACAAAACGUGACAUCGUGUGCGCCCUUGGUGUGCUUCCCAAAACUCAGCAUGACCUCAGCUCCUUUGUGGUGGACAUGUGGUUCCAGACGGAGAUGAUGCUCUGCUUCUCUGUCAAUGGUGUUUUCAAAGAAGUGGAAGGAAGAUCUCAGGGUUCUGUUCGUGCCUUCACCCGGACCUUCAUUGUUACACCUGCCAGCAAUUCCAGUAUAUGCAUCGUGAAUGAUGAGCUGUUUGUGAGAGAUGCCACCCCCAGUGAGACUCAGAAUGCAUUCUCCAUCCAAGUGCCUACACCCAUCUCCAGCUCCAUGUCCAUCCUCUCCCAGGAGCAGCAGGAAAUGGUGCAGUCUUUCUCCACUCAGUCUGGGAUGAAACUCGAGUGGUCUCAGAAGUGCCUUCAGGACAACGAGUGGAACUACACCAGAGCUGGUCAGGUCUUCACUAUGCUCAAGAACGAGGGCAAGAUCCCAGAGGAGGCCUUCAAACAAAUCCCCUAGAAGAAGCCUUGGAUAUCCACAUCAUCUUCGUUCUCUUUUCUCCAGCCUAAUGCCAUGCCCAUGACUGGAUGGAGGCCUGGUUGACCAAGAAGCCAAAGUUACCUUUGGCUAGCAGGCCAGGUAACAUAACCACCUGAAGUAGUUCCGUGUAUUUCCCCCACUCAUGAUUGCUGUUUAUCUUCAUAAUAAAGAGUGGUGCUGCACGUUGUA